Molecule: messenger RNA, 3938 nt
Organism: Zalophus californianus (California sea lion)
Lineage: Eukaryota; Metazoa; Chordata; Mammalia; Carnivora; Otariidae
Gene: LOXL3
Product: lysyl oxidase like 3
Exons: 22
Coding region: 95-3730 (1211 amino acids)
Biological process (GO): peptidyl-lysine oxidation; spermatogenesis; inflammatory response
Cellular component (GO): membrane
Molecular function (GO): copper ion binding; protein-lysine 6-oxidase activity
Source: RefSeq, a predicted model, not a curated record
CCUUCCGCGGCGCACGCACACUCGGAUAGCCGGGGGAACCAGGUAUAUAGAAUAUCCAGGUAGUGUCUACAGUUCCACCUCUGGUCUGGUUACCAUGUAUCAUGGGCGAAACACUGGUAAAGGACCCUCCACUCCCACGCAGAUUUACCAGCAACCUCCAAGGCUUCUCAUUGUGCAAACUGCUCUACCAUCCUGGGCUGACAUCUGCUCCAACCUCUGUGAGGCUCUGCAGAACUUUUUCUCUCUAGCCUGCAGCUUGAUGGGCCCUAGCCGCAUGUCCCUCUUCAGCUUAUAUGUGGUACAAAAUCAGCACGAGUGCAUCCUUCCCUUUGUGCAAGUGAAAGGGAACUUUGCUAGGCUGCAGGCCUGCAUCUCAGAACUCCGCAUGUUCCAGAGAGAAGGCUGUUUCAGACCACCCGGCCUUUGUCUGCACCUGGCAGUACAGGAUGGGCUCCAGCAGUUCAAACAGUACAGCAGACAUGUGACCACAGGCGCUUCUCUGAGCUACACUUCCCUGGAGAUUACUGUUCUGACUUCCCUGCCUGGAAAAGAGGCGGUCAAACAAUUGGAGGAAGGAUUGAAAGAUACGGACCUAGUAAGGGUCAGGAGACUUCAGGUGGUUGAGAUCACAAAGGGAGUCCUAGAGUAUAUGGACUCAGUGUCCCCGGCUGAAGAGCCUAGCAGUGAUGAGAGUUCUAUCCUGGGAACUGACAUUGACCUUCAGACUAUAGACAAUGAUGUUGUCAGCAUGGAGAUCUUCUUCAAAGCCUGGCUACAUAACAAUGGAACAGACCAAGAGCAUAUCCAUCUUCUUCUUCCUUCACGAUGUUUCAGCAACAUUUCCAGAGCCAGAGAUGAUUCAACUGAUGGCUCCUUGAGAAUGGAUGACCCCAAAGGAGACUUCAGCACACUCUACCAGAUGGCCUCCCAGUCGUCAGCCUCUCGUUACAAGCUCCGGGUGAUAAAGGCUCUAAAUUCCAGUGGGAUCUGCGAGUCAUUGACAUAUGGACUGCCCUUCAUCCUCAGACCCACAAGCUGUUGGCAGCUGGACUGGGAUGAGCUGGAGACAAAUCAGCAGAACUUCCAUGCCUUGUGUCACAGCCUGCUGAAAAGAGAAUGGCUGCUGUUGGCCAAAGGGGAGCCCCUGAGCGGAGGACACAGCCUGAGACAGCCUGCCAACACCUUCUAUGUGAUUGUGCCAUCACGCUCCCCUACUCUGCUGGUGAAGGCAGUGGCCACUCGGGAACUGAUGCUGCCCAGCCCCUUCCCCCUGCUGCCUGAGAACCCACCUGAUGACAGCCUUAAGAUUGUGGAGAGCGUGCUGGACAGCCUGGAACUAGAGCCCAUCUACAACCCCUUGCAGGCUUGGAGCCACCUGUACUCACAUCUGAGCAACACCUUUAUCAAGCCUCAGGGCCGGCUCCACCCAAGCUGGGAGAGCCGGGCCCUGAGAAAGGCCUUCCCUGCCAUGCGACAUGUCAGAACCCGCCCAUGGAGCCCAUGGGGGCUGCUGUUGUCCCUGCUGUGCAGCUCCUGCCUGGGGUCUCCAUCCCCGGCCACGACCCCCGAGGACAGGGCUGGCAGCCAGGGGCUGCGGUUCCGGCUGGCCGGCUUCCCCAGGAAGCCCUUCGAGGGCCGCGUGGAGAUCCAGCGAGCUGGCGAGUGGGGCACCAUCUGCGAUGACGACUUCACCCUUCAGGCUGCCCAUGUCCUCUGCCGGGAGCUGGGCUUCACGGAGGCCACAGGCUGGACCCACAGUGCCAAAUACGGCCCUGGAACAGGCCGCAUCUGGCUGGACAACCUGAGCUGCAGUGGGACUGAGCAGAGUGUGACUGAAUGUGCCUCCCGGGGCUGGGGGAACAGUGACUGUACCCACGAUGAGGAUGCUGGAGUCAUCUGCAAGGACCAGCGCCUCCCCGGCUUCUCAGAUUCGAAUGUCAUUGAGGUAGAACAGCACCUGCAAGUGGAGGAGGUGCGACUUCGACCGGCCGUGGGGCGGGGCAGGCGGCCCCUGCCAGUGACCGAGGGACUGGUCGAAGUCAGGCUUCCCGACGGCUGGUCGCAACUGUGUGACAAAGGCUGGAGCGCCCAGAACAGCCACGUGGUCUGCGGGAUGCUGGGCUUCCCUAGCGAAAAGAGGGUCAACACGGCCUUCUACAGGCUGCUGGCCCAGCGGCAGCAACACUCCUUUGGUCUGCAUGGGGUGGCGUGCGUGGGCACCGAGGCCCACCUCUCCCUCUGCUCCUUGGAGUUCUAUCGUGCCAAUGACACCACCAGGUGCCCUGGGGGGGCCCCUGCGGUGGUGAGCUGUGUGCCAGGCCCUCUCUACGCAGCAUCCAGUGGCCAGAAGAAGCAUCAACAGUCGAAGCCUCAGGGGGAGACCCGAGUGCGUCUAAAGGGUGGGGCCCACCCUGGAGAGGGCCGGGUGGAAGUCCUGAAGGCCAGCACGUGGGGCACAGUCUGUGACCGCAAGUGGGACCUGCAGGCAGCCAGCGUGGUGUGUCGGGAGCUGGGCUUCGGGAGUGCUCGAGAGGCUCUGAGUGGUGCCCGCAUGGGGCAGGGCAUGGGUGCCAUCCACUUAAGUGAAGUUCGAUGCUCUGGACAGGAACCCUCCCUCUGGAAGUGCCCCCACAAGAAUAUCACAGCCGAGGACUGUUCCCAUAGCCACGAUGCUGGAGUCCGAUGCAACCUGCCCUACACUGGGGUAGAGACCAAGAUCCGACUCAGUGGGGGCCGCAGCCGACAUGAGGGGCGAGUGGAGGUGCAAAUAGGGGGACCUGGGUCCCUUCGCUGGGGCCUCAUCUGUGGGGAUGACUGGGGGACACUGGAGGCCAUGGUGGCCUGUAGGCAACUUGGACUGGGCUAUGCCAACCAUGGCCUGCAGGAGACCUGGUACUGGGACUCAGGGAAUACCACAGAGGUGGUGAUGAGUGGAGUGCGCUGCACAGGGUCUGAGCUGUCCCUGGACCAAUGUGCUCAUCACAGCACCCACAUUGCCUGCAAGAGAACAGGAACCCGCUUCACUGCUGGAGUCAUCUGUUCUGAGACUGCAUCAGAUCUGCUGCUGCACUCGGCCCUGGUGCAGGAGACGGCCUACAUUGAGGACCGGCCCCUGCACAUGCUCUACUGCGCCGCCGAAGAGAACUGCCUGGCUCGCUCGGCCCGCUCGGCCAACUGGCCCUAUGGCCACAGGCGUCUCCUCCGGUUCUCCUCCCAGAUCCACAACCUGGGACGAGCAGACUUCAGGCCCAAGGCUGGGCGUCAUUCCUGGGUGUGGCAUGAGUGUCACGGGCACUACCACAGCAUGGACAUCUUCACCCACUAUGAUAUCCUGACCCCCAACGGCACCAAGGUGGCUGAGGGCCACAAAGCUAGUUUCUGUCUAGAAGACACUGAAUGUCAGGAAGAUGUCUCCAAGAGGUAUGAGUGUGCCAACUUUGGAGAGCAGGGCAUUACUGUGGGUUGCUGGGAUCUCUACCGGCAUGACAUCGACUGCCAAUGGAUUGACAUCACAGAUGUGAAGCCAGGAAACUACAUUCUGCAGGUGGUCAUCAACCCCAAUUUUGAAGUAGCAGAGAGCGACUUCACCAACAAUGCAAUGAAAUGUAACUGCAAAUACGACGGGCACCGCAUCUGGGUGCACAACUGCCACAUUGGCGAUGCCUUCAGUGAAGAGGCCAACCGGAGGUUUGAGCGCUACCCUGGCCAGACCAGCAACCAGAUCGUCUAAGGUGCUGCCACCCUCCUCCACAAACCACCACUGGCCCCUAAGGGUGGGGGUCUGAGGCUGCCAUUACCUCAGGAGCUUACCAAGGAACCCCUGAUGUCAGCAGGCCAGCCGCACUCAUCCAGUGUGUGCUACGGAUGUGGACUGUCAAGCCGAGGUUAUCGCCCUCCUUCCUAGGCCAGCUGCCGGAUCUGUGGCCAAGCGUGGGGAG